GUUUUUUAAUUGAUUAAAAAAAGUGUAUAGUUUUGCAAACAACAAAAUCAUGAUCUUGCUAAUUUUUAUUUUGGCUAUGAGCCAGUUAGUUUUAUCUAGCUAUUAUCCAUAUAAUAAUUUUGGUGGUAAUAUUUAUAAUUAUAAAAAGGAUUAUGGUUACAGUGAUGUUGGAUAUGGUUAUGACAAUUAUUACAACAAUCAUUACGGACAUGGAUACGGACACAUACCAUACCAUCACUACAAAGGAUAUGGUAUUGUUAAACAAUUGCCACCCAUUUAUAAGGACGUGAAGCAACCGGUAUAUGUGGAACAACCGAUAAUCAUACGUAAGAUACCAGUGAUUCAUAAGAAAAAAGUAGUGACCGUCAAAAAGCAACCACCGAUUUAUGAUACCAAUCCUAAGACAACUGUUGUCGAAAAAGAUUAUGAAAAGGGAGGCCACGGAAAGUCACGGCCAGAGUAUGAUAUUAUGCCUAAAGAGGAAAUGAUGGAGAAGCCGAUGAAAGAUAAAAUGGGCGGUGAGUACGAACCGGAGAUGACUGAGCUGGACAUUGAUAGACGAAGAGAGGUUAUGCCAGACAGGGAUAUGCCGAUGAAAGAAGGCUUCAAUCAGCAGAAGAUAAUGAAUGAAAAUAAAGAUAUGAGGGUUGAGUCCAUGGAUAGGGAUAGUGAACAACCGGUUAGCGAUUUUAAUCCCAAAGAUUUUGAACAAUAAUAAUACUUAAGUAAAUUAAUAAUUAUAUUUAUUAUUAAAU
Oppia nitens is the source of this 755-nucleotide messenger RNA. RefSeq lists its product as uncharacterized. The record is from RefSeq and is a predicted model, not a curated record. Lineage: Eukaryota; Metazoa; Arthropoda; Arachnida; Sarcoptiformes; Oppiidae. The transcript has 2 exons. Bases 50 to 715 code for a protein of 221 amino acids.